Messenger RNA from Raphanus sativus (radish), 1946 nucleotides. RefSeq lists its product as uncharacterized. The record is from RefSeq and is a predicted model, not a curated record. The coding region runs from base 200 to 1636 and encodes 478 amino acids. Lineage: Eukaryota; Viridiplantae; Streptophyta; Magnoliopsida; Brassicales; Brassicaceae. The transcript has a single exon.
AAUAAGGAUAUUAAUAACACGACAAAAGUUAGUAACCACUCAAGUUCAUGAAUCCAACCAUUGCUCCGACCAGACCACUAUAUAAACCCCUUUCCCCCAUAGCUCUUCCCCUCAGCAAUACGGCAAUUACCACAGCUCCCAAAUCAAUUAUCUUCUUUUACAUUUUUUUUUUCUGUUUGUUUCUUUCUUUCUUUCUAAAAUGCCUUCUUGUUCAGUAACAGAAAUCUCGAAAUGCAUUGUGUAUCCGGAGAAGAGGUCCACCGUGGCCGACCUACGUCUCUCCGUCUCCGAUCUCCCUAUGCUCUCAUGCCACUACAUUCAAAAAGGCGUGCUCCUCACCAGCCCUCCUCCACCCUUCUCCUUCGACGACCUUGUCUCCUCUCUCCGCCGUUCGCUCUCCUCCACCCUAUCUCUGUUCCCCGGCUUGGCCGGCCGUUUCACCACCAGUCCCUCCGGUCAUAUCUACAUCACCUGUAACGACUCCGGAGUUGAAUUCGUCGCCGCUUCCGCCAAACACGUCGCCGUCUCCGACGUUCUCUCCCCCGGCAAAGACGUCCCUCUCCUCGUCCGCGAGUUUUUCGUGUUCGAGCGACUCGUCAGCUAUAACGGCCACCAUAAGCCUCUAUCCGCCGUUCAAGUGACGGAGCUAAAGGACGGUGUCUUCAUCGGAUGCACCGUUAAUCAUUCAGUUACAGAUGGAACUUCCUUCUGGCACUUCUUCAACACCUUCGCUGACGCCACUAGCGGCGCUUGCAAGAUCAAACACUUUCCCGAUUUCUCCCGGAACACCGUCUUCGACUCCCCCGCCGUCCUGCCGGUCCCUCCCGGUGGUCCACGUGUAACCUUCGACGCGGAUCAGCCUCUCCGGGAGAGAGUUUUCCAUUUCAGCAGAGAAGCGAUAUCGAAAUUAAAACAGAGGACUAACAGCAAAGUCAACGGUAUCGAGACGGGCGUUAACAACACAGAAGAGAUACUCGGGAAAGUAAACAACGACGGGAUAAAAACUAACGGUAACGGUAACGAGAAGAUAACGAACAAGAAGAGCUACGAUCGAACGGCUGAGAUUUCGUCGUUCCAAUCUCUCAGCGCUCAGCUAUGGCGAUCCGUGACGCGAGCGAGGAACCUCGAUCCGAGCAAGACGACGACGUUCAGGAUGGCGGUUAACUGCCGCCACCGCCUCGAGCCUAAGAUGGAUCCCUACUACUUCGGAAACGCGAUACAGAGCAUACCGACGAUGGCGUCGGCGGGAGACGUGCUGGCGAAAGAUCUCCGAUGGUCCGCCGAUCGGCUUCACAGGAACGUGGUGGCGCACGACGAUUCGACGGUCCGCCGCGGGAUAGCCGACUGGGAGAGCAAUCCGAGGCUGUUCCCUCUGGGGAAUCCGGACGGUGCUUCGAUCACGAUGGGGAGCUCGCCGAGGUUCCCGAUGUACGACAACGAUUUCGGAUGGGGAAAGCCGUUGGCGGUGAGGAGCGGAGGAGCGAACAAAUUCGACGGGAAGAUCUCGGCGUUUCCGGGAAGAGAAGGAAACGGAAGCGUGGAUCUGGAAGUGGUUUUGGCGCCGGAAACCAUGGCGGGGAUUGAGAACGAUCCCGAGUUUAUGCAAUACGUAUCUGAAGUCAGUUACGACUGCUGAUCGGGUAACGACGACGUUUCUGGCAACAUGAGAAAAAAAAAUAUCUAAAGCGGAUAGAGGAAGUCGAUGGCAUGGCACUUUGAACGGUUGAGAUUUAUUUUAUCUACAAAAUUUAGAUAUUUCAAUCAUAAGAGUUGUGGAACGACGGCGGUUGAAAAGUCAUUUGGGUCAUUCUGGUUUUUGUUUGUUUCCUUCUUCACUGGUCACGUUCUUAAUGUGUGCCAAUUAAUGUACAAAAUCCCGUCUUUUUCAAUUCGAUAAUGCAGUUUUUUCUAUAAUCAUAAAGCUAUAAUAAAGUUUUAGAAACUUA